This is a messenger RNA of Prorocentrum cordatum, 2736 nucleotides long. The record is from the annotation of a GenBank genome assembly. Lineage: Eukaryota; Dinophyceae; Prorocentrales; Prorocentraceae.
AUGCCGAUCGAGCCGCCGAGCGCCCGGUGGAUGCAGUUCCGGGAUGCGCAGCGGAGGCUCACAGGCCCGCAGGCUCACGGGAGCCACGCUCUCGGGCGCCAGGCCCUGCCAGCGCAGAAGAGUGCAAACUCCACAGCUGGGUUCGUCGAGCUGAGCCCUUCGCACGUCAUGACGCCAGAUAGUCUGCACAUCGCCCUCGCUGCUGAUCGCGCGGUCCGUCGUGCCGUGCGCAACAGCACCAAGACGUCGCAGGGCAACGUCGGCAGCCACUACAUGGAGCAGAACCUUCUCGUCUACGUGGCUGGGUUCGAAAGGCCGGUGGAGUUCGAACUGACGCGCCAUCUGCACAUGAAGCCGGCGCCCGGCCGAUCGUAUACUGUCACUGCGCGCUUCAAACAACCGCCCAUUGGCAUGGAGGCCGUGGCGUGGCAGGUCUUGCUGCGCAUCACCAAAGGCAAGGAGCUCCUGCCGCAGUGGGUGCAGCAGUACGCGAGGCGCUCGCUAGCCCGGAUCGGCCACGAGCUCGCAGGAGAUGCGACGGCGCCAGCGGCGACGGCCGACGGGCCGGCACCAGCCCCGCAGGCCCCCCCGCAAGACGAGCGCGAGAAAGAUCACCCGCUGGGUGGGCACGAGAGCACGUUCGGGCCGGGCACCGUGGCGGGGGAGGAGGCGGAGAAGGAGCCAGGCUCUGCCAGCUCGCCUACCGCCGUGACAGUGGAGGACGCGGGCGAGGAAGAUCAUCCACUGGAUGGGCACGAGAACACGUUCGAGCCGGACUGGGACGCGCCAGCCGAAGACACAGGAGCGGAACUAGCCGACGACGCCAAGGCAGAGCUCCAAGAGGCGGCGGACGUGGACGAAGCGACGUUGCGCCAGCGGAGGAUCGAUCGGGCGAACACGUUUCUCGAGUUCAGCUCUGUCGAUGGUCCUCUUCCUCGGUUCGUGGAGGUCGUGUGGCAACAGGGCAUGUCCGAGAGCCCCGACACCGAGCUAGCGCGGGCGACGCAGGCGAACGUGGUGGAGCACGCGCGCUGGCGGGCCACGGACAAUUUCCCUGUGGACGCCGCGUCUGUCGGUCAUAUUCAGCACAUGCGGGCCGUGCUCCACGCUGCCAACGUCGUCUCAGCGCAGGCCAGAACGCAUGUGCCGGACUUGCGGGACAUCGUCAACGAUCGAGUCCCUGCGCCGGGCUCUGCCAGCGCGACUCAGGCCUCCCAGUCGCUGGGCGAUUUCCUGCACGCCGCCUCCAGAAGGUCUCUACAGGUCACAGCUUUCCACUCGAAGCCCAAACCUGGCGAGCCAGACCGGCGCCCCGCACUGCGGAAACUCUCCCGGCAGCAGCUCGAGACUGCUGACGGUUGCGCUCGAGCGGUCGUGCAGCUGGCAACGGGCUUGCACAAGGGGGAGGUGGUGGAGUUGGAUCCGGAGCAGACAAGAUGGGUUCUUGUGGAGAAAGCGCCAGGCUCUGCCAGUGCCUCCACCGGGUUCAGCGCACAGUGGUUCUGCGUCGCUGGUGGGCAACCUGCGGGGGUUAACUUGUUCCCCCAUCAGUGGCCAGAGUUCGGCCAACCUCGUGGGCAGAUAGCCCUCGCAGACAUCAGGGACCAGAUCGCUGGGCUGCAGGGGCGUCUCGGCAACGCCGACACGGUUGACUGGCGGACGUACUGCCCGGACUGGGUGGCGCAGCGCUACCGUUGCGUCGUGCCGUGCGCCAGCACGACCGACUACGAGUGGGUUCGCUUGGGCCCCGUCGUCACUCUCGGGGAGCUUUUCGUGCAGCUCGGCAAGUUCUUCACAGCCAAGCGCAUGUGCGCCUUCUUCCGGACGCUCCGGAUAGUGGCGCUCAAGAGGGACAAGCUGUCAACGAACGAAGCGCCAGGCUCUGCCAGCGCAGUUCCUGGGCCCACCACCGGCGGAGUCGCAGGGGGCCCCUUGCAAGCACACAGGAUCAUGACCCAAUUUCGCAAAGAAGGUGCGCUCGUCGCGGAGUACAUCGACCUCAGAGGUUUGACCACGCAGCGCGUUGAAGAGAGGGGGCCAAAGCGCAUGAUGAAAGAGGCCAUCAACUUCAUGCGCCCUCUUCUGCUCAGGGACCUGACCCCGCCGUGGAUCACGGAACAGUUCCCCCAGGCGCUGCCAGGGGAUGGUCUGUUGAGCAAGUUCACGAGGCCUUCGUUUCUGUGCUGGCCUGGUGCCGACGCUGAUGUGCCUUUCGGCGCGGCCGUGUCCGGUGUGCCCAGGGGGCGCGCAGGCAUGGUGCAGAAGGAGCUCGCCGGUGUCAUCGCACGUCCUCUCUACCAGUGCACCGCGCUGGUCGACGGGCACAUGUGCUCCAACGUGGCCUCCAUGUCGCGGUUCAUGCAGAACCCAGAGGGGCGCCCGCCGUGCCGUUGCCACGACUGCGCCGGCAGGCUGCAGGGCGCGGGCGAUGCGCCAGGCUCUGCCAGCGCCGCGCUCCGUGCCUUGUGGGCUUACCCCAUGGUCAGGGACCCGGAGGGCCAGCCCACGCCGGUUCGAGUCUCGGCUCCACUCCGGCUUCUGGUGCACGCUCCGCCUGUUGGGUGGGGCUGGCGCGCGACGCCGACGGAGCCACCACCUCGCGCUGGUGUUGUGCCAGUUCCGACCGUAGGGGAGGUCAAAGAGAGCGGCCGCUCUGAGCGGCUGUACAUCUACAACGAGGCAGACAGUGCCGCCAUUUGGUUCGGCUCUCAGUCGUUCAAGGCCAUGGGCCAGUAG